UCCUGGGUGAGGGGGCUCCUGGGCUGGGUGGUGGCUACUGGGGCCCAUUGCAGGUGCCACCUGUGCUGGAGGAGUUGGAGUGAGGCCAAGGGUGGGGAGGAGGAGAUGAUGUCAGAGGAGCCUCAGCGCGCCCCCCGCCCCUCACAUCCUCCUCCUCCCCCAUCCUGUUCCCGGCCCCUCCCCCAUUCCUCCCAGGCCAGUAGGUUGGGGGCGGGAGUGGAGGGGGUGGGUAGAGGCAGGGUUGUUUGUGUCUCUCCUAAGCCAGGAAGUUGUGCAGAUGAGUCAAGGUUGAAUGGAGAGCCCCAGGCAGUGCUGUCCCACCCCACCCUGACUCACCUGUCCCCAAAAUCUCCUCAUGCCCUCACUUAAGGGUUGGGGACCUGCCUCAUCCUGGGGAGGUCAAUCCCAGGUUUCUUAGGCACCUAACAACACUGGCCCAGUGUCUGGAGAGCAAGCAGGGGCCUGAACUGUGAGUCCUCCCAGGUCCUCCCAGGUCUCAGCCCAGCCAAAAGGGUCUUGGUUCCUGUGGAGGAGGGGCCUGCAAUGCCUCUACCUGCUAGUGGGCAUCUUUGCCCCAUCUCUUCUCUCCUUACUCGUCCAGGAUGCCUGUGUAGUGCCUGUGGGUGAUAAGACAUGGGUAAGAUCCUGGCCUUGCCUGGGGUGGCCGGGUAUCUUCAGACCAGUGGGUGGAUAAGACAGGUGCACGGUAAUUGGCGCAGAGGCCCCAGCACAGUGCGGAGAGGGAGCCCUUCAGUCUGAAUGUGGAAAAUCCAGGAAGGCUUCUCAGAGGAAGUAGCUUGGCAUUGAGGCCUUAAGAAAGUUAGGCAGGAGGAGGGGCCUGGGGAAGGCACACAAGGUUUGGGGGCUGCUAGGGCCAGGGCCCCCAGGCUAGCUUUCUCCCUCCCACAGCAGCCGAGCCCGCCUCCUGCCCUCCUGGUUCCUGUCCUUCCGCACUUCCUUCUCCCCUUCUGUGCAUCACUCAGCACUUGGGCAGGCGUUGCCACAACAGGCUCUGACAACAAAGCACUGGAAAAACCUGGGGCAGAGCCCAGAGGAAUGUCAUGGAGCUGGGUCUAUCUCCACCUCAUCUCAGCAGCUCCUCAGAAGACCUGUACCUGGCCCCUGGGACCCCUCCUGGGACUCCCCCGCCUCCCGAUGUUCCUCUGUCUGGGGAGGUGAAGAGGUCCCAGCCUCUGCCCAUUCCGACCAGCAGGAAACUUCUUCGACAGGAGGAGCUGCGGUCAACCUCUCUACCCUCCAUCCCCAACCCCUUCCCCGAGCUCUGCAGUCCUCCUUCACAGACCCCCAUUCUUGGGGGGCCCUCCAGUGCAAGGGGGCUGCUCCCUCGAGACACCAGCUGCCCCCAUGUCAUAAAGGUGUACAGCGAAGAUGGGGCCUGCCGGUCAGUGGAGGUGGCAGCGGGCGCCACGGCUCGCUACGUGUGUGAGAUGCUGGUGCAGCGAUCUCAUGCCCUGAGUGACGAGAACUGGGGGCUGGUGGAGUGCCACCCCCACCUAGCACUGGAGCGGGUCUUGGAGGACCACGAGUCGGUGGCGGAAGUGCAGGCUGCCUGGCCCAUCGGCGGAGACAGCCGCUUUCUCUUCCGGAAAAACUUUGCCAAGUACGAGCUGUUCAAGAGCACCCCACACUCCCUGUUCCCAGAAAAGAUGGUCUCCAGCUGUCUGGACGCACACACGGGCAUAUCCCACGAAGACCUCAUCCAGAACUUCCUGAAUGCAGGCAGCUUCCCAGAGAUCCAAGGCUUCCUGCAGCUACGGGGGUCAGGACGCAAGCUUUGGAAACGCUUCUUCUGCUUCCUACGCCGGUCUGGCCUCUAUUACUCCACCAAGGGCACCUCCAAGGAUCCGAGGCACCUGCAGUAUGUAGCAGAUGUGAAUGAGUCCAACGUGUACGUGGUGACCCAGGGCCGCAAGCUCUACGGGAUGCCCACGGACUUUGGCUUCUGUAUCAAGCCAAACAAGCUUCGAAAUGGCCACAAGGGGCUUCGCAUCUUCUGCAGUGAGGAUGAACAGAGCCGCACCUGCUGGUUAGCCGCCUUCCGCCUCUUCAAGUAUGGGGUGCAGCUGUAUAAGAAUUAUCAGCAGGCCCUGUGCCGCCACCUGCGCCCACCCUGUGUGGGUUCCCCGCCCUUGAGGAGUGUCUCAGACAACACCCUGGUGGCCAUGGACUUCUCUGGCCAUGCCGGGCGUGUCAUCGAGAACCCCCGGGAAGCUCUGAGUGCCGCCCUGGAGGAGGCCCAGGCCUGGAGGAAGAAGACGAACCACCGUCUCAGCCUGCCCACCCCGAGCUCGGGCACGAGCCUCAGUGCAGCCAUCCACCGCACCCAGCCCUGGUUCCACGGACGCAUUUCCCGCGAGGAGAGCCAGCGGCUCAUCGGGCAGCAGGGCCUGGUAGACGGCGUGUUCCUCGUCCGAGAGAGUCAGCGGAACCCGCAGGGCUUUGUCCUCUCGCUGUGCCAUGUGCAGAAAGUCAAACAUUACCUCAUCCUGCCGAGCGAGGAGGAGGGGCGCCUGUACUUCAGCAUGGACGAGGGCCAGACUCGCUUCACCGACCUGCUGCAGCUUGUGGAGUUCCACCAGCUGAACCGCGGCAUCCUGCCCUGCUUGCUGCGCCACUGCUGCACCCGCGUGGCCCUCUGACCGCCACACAGGCAGGCCUGCGUCUCAGCGCACCUGGGCUGCCCACCCACCUCCGCUCCUAGGGUGGACUCGGAGAGGGCAGAAAGCGGGGCCACGGUCAUCGUGAACGGCCGGGGGCUCCCCCACUCCGGUUUCCUCCUCUGCUCCUGGCCUCCCUCAGGCCGAAAGUGCUCCCCGCCCGGUCCACCCUUAACUUCUCCUUAAGGGAAGGCACUUGGGUGGGCACCUCCCCUUCAUGGCGCUGCUCUGGGGCAGGGCAUUAUGGGAGAAAUGGGGGCAGCCCAGGUGGUCUUUACACUCCACACUUUGUACAGACUGAGAGGCCAGUUGACCUCUGUUUUAUACUAGUGACAAUAAAGAUUAUUUUUCGGUA
Messenger RNA from Eubalaena glacialis (North Atlantic right whale), 3033 nucleotides. RefSeq names its product growth factor receptor bound protein 7 (gene GRB7). Gene Ontology annotation, biological process: signal transduction. Lineage: Eukaryota; Metazoa; Chordata; Mammalia; Artiodactyla; Balaenidae. The transcript has 15 exons. Bases 1062 to 2660 code for a protein of 532 amino acids. The record is from RefSeq and is a predicted model, not a curated record.